Molecule: messenger RNA, 2266 nt
Organism: Rhinichthys klamathensis goyatoka
Lineage: Eukaryota; Metazoa; Chordata; Actinopteri; Cypriniformes; Leuciscidae
Product: gastrula zinc finger protein XlCGF26.1-like
Exons: 2
Coding region: 429-2258 (609 amino acids)
Biological process (GO): regulation of transcription by RNA polymerase II
Cellular component (GO): nucleus
Molecular function (GO): DNA-binding transcription activator activity, RNA polymerase II-specific; RNA polymerase II cis-regulatory region sequence-specific DNA binding
Source: RefSeq, a predicted model, not a curated record
UUGCAUGUUUGAGAAAGUCAGUAUUGCAUAACUGAUUUAUGUUGUGGGCUAUGUAUAAUUCCCUUUAGGGAAGUAGAAUAUUUGUUUCACAAUUUAAGCAAAUUGUUUAGAUGGUUAGGUGAACAAAGGACAUCCAAACAAAUGUAUUAACAACAGCUUAGUUGUUUAAAAGGGGAGAAAAGAUGGUUUCGGAUUAGUAUCGAUGCCGGAAGAUAAAACAUAAAAAGUGGCCUCAAGCCAUCCCUACUAGUUAGUCCAUUUGAGGGCAUUAAAGUCAUCAUGAAAUUGAAAAUAAUCUCUCCCAUGGAUGUAGUUUGGAUUUGUAUUUUUGUGUGUUAAUUAUUCUCAUCUUAAACAGGAAAGAGUGUCCAAACACACAGAAAAACUCCUGGUGAAGCAGCUGAGAUCCACGUGACACUAUUAUAAAGAUGGCAUUGGUUAAAGAGGAGAGUGAAGACAUGAAGAUUGAAGAAGUAUUCACAGUGAAACCAGAAGAUACCGAGGAACAAACAGAUCUGAUGGCACUGAAAGAGGAGAGUGAAGUACUGAAUGAAAUGAAAGAUCAUGAUUUGAUAACUGGAGAAAAAUCUUUUAGUGGCUCACAGACUGAAAAUACUUCUUCACCAAACAGAGUUCAAAAGACAGGAGCUGGAAGUUUUUUCACCUGCUUUCAGUGUGGAAAGAGUUUCAGUCAACAUAAAAACCUUAAAGUCCACAUGAGAAUUCACAAUGGAGAAAAGCCUUACACCUGUCAACAGUGUGGGAAAAAAUUCACUGAAAAUGGAAACCUUAAAGUUCACAUGAGACUUCACACUGGAGAGAAGCCUUACACCUGCCAACAUUGUGGAAAGAGUUUCACUCAUAAUGCAGCCCUUAAAAACCACAUGAGAACUCAUACCGGAGAGAAGCCUUACACCUGCAAGCUGUGUGGAAAGAGUUAUAAAGCAGAAAUAAACUUUAGGUAUCACAUGCACAUUCACACUGGAGAGAGGCCUUUCACAUGUGAUCAGUGUGGAAAGAGUUUUACACGUAAAGAAACCCUUAAUUCCCACAAAAGAGUUCACUCAAGAGAGAACCGGUUUAUAUGCCAUGAGUGUGGAAGGAGUUUCCCUGACUUGAAACGUCUUAAUAGGCAUGUAAUAAUUCACUCUGGAGAGAAGCCUUUCAAAUGUGAUCAGUGUGGAAAGAGUUUCAGUCAACAUAAAAUCCUUAAAGUCCACAUGAGAGUUCACAAUGGAGAAAAGCCUUACACCUGCCAACAGUGUGGAAAGAAAUUCACUGAAAAAGGAAACCUUAAAGUUCACAUGAGACUUCACACUGGAGAGAAGCCUUUCACCUGCCAACAUUGUGGAAAGAGUUUCACUCAAAAUGGAGUCCUUAAAAAACACAUGAGAACUCAUACCGGAGAGAAGCCUUACACAUGCAAACUGUGUGGAAAGAGUUAUAAAGCAGAAAUAAGCUUUAGGUGUCACAUGCACAUUCACACUGGAGAGAAGCCUUUCACAUGUGAUCAGUGUGGAAAGACUUAUACACGUAAAGAAACCCUUAAUUCCCACAAAAGAGUUCACUCAAGAGAGAACAUAUGUCAUGAGUGUGGAAGGAGUUUCCCUGACUUGAAACGUCUUAAUAGGCAUGUAAUAAUUCACUCUGGAGAGAAGCCUUUCAAAUGCCAGCUGUGUGAAAGGAGCUUCCGACUCAAUAAAGAGCUGAAGACUCACAUGAGAAUUCACACUGGAGAGAAGCCUUUCGCAUGUGAUCAGUGUGGAAAGAGUUUCAGGCAUAAAGUAACUCUUAAUAAACACAUAGGGAUUCAUUCAAGAGAGAACUGUUUCAAAUGUCAUCAGUGUGGACAAAAUUUCACAGACAGGAAACAGCUUAAGAAGCACGUAAUAAUUCACACUGGAGAGAAGCCUUUCACAUGUCUUCAGUGUGGAAAGAGUUUCACAUAUCAAAGAGACUUGAAAAGUCAUUUACAAAGUCAUUCUGGGAAAAAAAAGUGUGACAAGAGGUUUAGAAAAAGGAGCAAUUUCAAACAUCACCUGCUCAUUCACUCUGGUGGAAGGCGAUUUAAUUGUGAUCAAUGUAAUAAAAGAUUUAUUUUGCCAUUACACUUACGGAUACACCUGAAAAGUCAUGCGGAUGUGAGACCCUAUUUGUGUUUCUUGUGUGGGAAGAGUUUUAAAUGGCUCAGCAGUUUAAAAUGGCACCAGAAAAUACGUUUCUGUGUAAAAUUAAGGCUUCGUUCACACCACAGCUAAGUGUGGGC